Messenger RNA from Malaya genurostris, 3486 nucleotides. RefSeq names its product leucine-rich repeat neuronal protein 3-like. Gene Ontology annotation, molecular function: protein binding. Lineage: Eukaryota; Metazoa; Arthropoda; Insecta; Diptera; Culicidae. Gene Ontology annotation, cellular component: plasma membrane. The record is from RefSeq and is a predicted model, not a curated record. The transcript is spliced from 5 exons. The coding region runs from base 1856 to 3466 and encodes 536 amino acids.
AUCGCAUCGAAAAGCGACAGGCAACAACAUGCACCGAACGACCGGGGUCUCUUCUCACCGUGAGCCGACAGGGAAGAAACCUGUCCUCCGAAGCGGUACGUGUGUUUGUGCCGAUCGUACACUGUGUUGUUGUUCUUCUGGCCAAGCAUUGCCAGCGCACAGCCGCUAGCUGGAAUACACUCUUCAGUAGAGAUUCGUCCUCCGUUCAACGUGGUGCCGUGGAAUUUAGCGUGUGUGUUUUCUCGUUCGGCGUUCGUCAAUUUUGGCUUCGCGCAUCAACGUGGUGUUUCGCGUGUGUUUUCGUUCCAUGCGUACGCGUGUGACGCCCGGCCACAGAAGGCAAAUAGUUAUUCGGCUGAAAGUGCAGCAUCAAAUAUUGAAUUAAUAAAUAAACACGGGACGACGGUGCGGGUUAGUUGCAUUGGAAGAAAGCGUUAUAAACGAACGAAGUGUUUUGGAAGCUAAUCAAUUUAAGUGCAGUUUGUGCGAUUGUGCUGUUCACCGCUCUCGAAAAGAUAAGAGUUCAAUCAAGUGAGUCACUGUUAUUGACGGUGUUUUAAGAAAUGCACAUGAGCACGUAGAAUUGAAAAUUGUUUGGUAACUUUCGAGUAAUCGGUUUGAAGUAUGUGAGUCGGUGUAUUAUUCAAAAUUUUUGUAGAAGCUUUUGGAAAAAUCAGUCGUUCAAAAUGAUUCGAUUCAGUGGAUGCAAUUGAUCAUCCGUCAGUGAAUAAGAAAUGUGUCUGUCGAUUGACAGAAAAUAAUGUAUCAGAUGUAUUUCAAUUGAAAAUUAGCGAUGACUUAUUGCAUCAUAUGUGAAUGUGAGAAUAAAAUCAAAUAUUGUGUUGAGUAGGGUGCUAGGCAGUAGCUGUUUCAAUCGGUGGUGUUCUGAGUACUAAUGAGUUCGAAACCAUUACAACUGCUUGCAAUGGCUAGGUGAUAUAGUACCGUAAUAGAAACUUCGUUCCGAUAUUCUCUCCCUGUACGAAUCGCAACCUUGUUGUUGGUGUUCCGCUUACGUCCGUAAGAUUCAUAAUUAGUGCAAUAAGAAACGGUCUUGGCAAAGGCGGUAGGACCAUAGCCAACGAUAAAAUCCACAUUAUCCUGUCCAGAACCAGAAUCACACAAGUGAGUUAAAAUCGUAGCACGAAACCUAAUCCGGGUGCCACAUACAGACGUAAUUCCCGAAAAUAACAGUUGUCUCCCAAGCUUACCAUCCACUUCGGGAAGUUCUGCGUGUGUUUUUCUGACACAAGUCGGUGGUCUACCAGGAAAAGUAAGUGAAAACUCUCUCGUUCAAAGGGGGAAAGGAGAUUUCGAGCGGAAAAAAGUAGAGUGCAGUGAGGCAGACAGCGAGAAGGAUUAAUUUCCAUAAAUCAAAUAUGAUUAGCCACCAGUCCGGAAGAAUUCGGCCUUCAUGCUGCAGACCGUGAAGGAUUCGUCGGACGAAAGAAAAGGUUCGUAAUCCCGUCAUCAGUUUGUAAGAAUGUGACGACUAAUUGUAACAUAAUGGAAUACAAGCACACCUUGAACCCGACCACCGCGACUCGAGCCCAGUUCCACCAGCAGCAUCAGCAGCAGUACCAUCAGUUUCAUCACCAGUGUCAGUGCCAGUGCCAGCAGUCGAGCCCGGUGAGGGCUUAGCAGUUGUUCGGCAACAUUCGAGCAUUAUCCCGGUUCCGUGCGCCGCAGUGCAGCAGAUCUUCUACGCGAGAUACAAAAGACUAUGAUCAACCGGCACUGUUAGCAUAACGAACGAGAAUUGAGAUAAUCUACGACACCUGGCGAUUCUCAGAUACCAACUCACACAUACAUACUCAUACUCACGUGACAGCACCAACGAAAUAAAAUCUUCAAGAUGCUAUGCCAAGUUAUACACAUCACACUGGUUCCAGUGCUGCUGCUGGGUACCUUCCUGUUACCCACUGGUCAUGCCGGCUUAGCCAACUGCCCCAUAGGGUGCCAGUGCGAUGACGACACCCUAGUAGUGACCUGCGGUGAAGGCCAUCUGGACGUUUUACCGAUAGUUCUGAAUCCAUCGCUUCAGCGAUUGGUCAUUAAAAACAAUAAAAUCAAAACCAUUGACUCGUCAAUGCAGUUCUAUGCCGAACUUACAUUCCUGGACCUGAGCUACAACCAUUUGUUCAACAUGCCGCCACGAACAUUCGCUUACCAGAAGAAACUUACUGAGCUGCACCUGAAUCACAACAAGGUGGGCUCUAUUUCGAACAAAACCUUCCUCGGAUUGGAAUCGCUUUCGAUCCUAAAUCUCCGGGGAAACUUUCUGGAUGAGCUAACGGAAGGUGUAUUCUUCGGUUUGAAAAAACUUGAAGAGCUCAAUUUAGGUCAGAAUAGGAUUGGAAAAAUUGACUCGAAAGCGUUCGAGGGUUUGACAAAUCUGAAGGUUCUGUAUCUGGACGACAAUACGUUAAGCGCCGUCCCAUCAACGGCGUUCGGACCACUGACCAGUUUAGCGGAACUUUACUUAGGAAUAAAUUCGUUUACCACCAUUCCGAAGGAUGCAUUUGUGAAGCUUAAUAAGUUAAGUCAUCUGGAUUUGAAAGGAGCGGCUCUUUCCAAUGUUACCAGCGAGAGUUUCAAUGGAUUGGAGGAUUUAAGGACACUGGAUUUGUCGGAUAACCGAUUGAAUCGGAUACCGACCACGGAGCUAAUGUCGUUGGUUCGGUUGGAGGAACUGGCAUUAGGACAAAAUGACUUUGAUAGCAUUUCGACAGCGGCCUUCGCGGGAAUGAGCAACCUUAGAAAAUUGGACAUAUCAGGAUCGUUAAAACUGAAUAGAAUCGAUGGUGGAGCAUUUUCGGCUAAUGCAAAUCUCGAGGAAAUCGUUAUAGCGUCAAACAAAGCCCUAACGGAAAUACACGAAGGAGCCCUGAGUGGAUUGCCGCAUCUGAAGCGACUAAUACUGAAGGACAAUGCCCUGACGACUCUAUCGGAUGGGUUGUUCUCGUGGAAUGAACUGGUAGAUUUGGACCUCUCUGAGAACCCCAUAGUUUGUGAUUGUAGAAUCCUGUGGCUCCGGAAUGUGCUAGUUAAUAAGAGUAACGGUAGUCAGAAUCAGAUUCCGGUGAUAUGUGCCUCACCGGACAGGUUGAGGGAGCAAGCUCUGCAAGUCUUAUCGCCAGAUCUUCUGGGAUGUUCCCAUACGGAUCCUAGACAGCAAGCGAUAAUUUGUGCUGUGCUAGUGGCAGCUGCGGCAAUUCUGACAACUUUGGCACUAGUGCUCUACAAAUGUCGCAGGAGAAUUCGAGAAGUAGUGAAAGGUGGCUGGGGAAACAGUGCCAUUGGUCGAAAAGAGCGUGAGUAUCAGAAAACCUUCUCCGAAGAAGAUUACAUGGGACGACAUUCGAACCCGUGCGGUUUGGGAGUGCAUCCAACCACAUUGAACAACUACCAAAUCAACAACCAUCACACACAUGGAAUUCGGCACAUACCGGUAACGGAACUAUAGCUAGAGGCUCCCCCUCCACC